Molecule: messenger RNA, 1376 nt
Organism: Podospora pseudopauciseta
Lineage: Eukaryota; Fungi; Ascomycota; Sordariomycetes; Sordariales; Podosporaceae
Exons: 5
Coding region: 1-945 (314 amino acids)
Molecular function (GO): oxidoreductase activity, acting on NAD(P)H, quinone or similar compound as acceptor
Source: RefSeq, a predicted model, not a curated record
AUGAAAUUUCCCUGGAUCCUGAAGAGAGGGCUCAUUCCGGCCACCCGACUCAGAUUCACAGGGCACAUGCAAACAAUAGUUCGAAACAUGGGAGACCUGAACAACACAGAGGCGAUGAGGGAGCAUGUGAAGCCAGCCCAUGACUCCACGUACGAGUUCAAAUCCUUUGCAAUCCGUCCCUGCGAUGAAGACCAGGACAUACGCAAGCGGUACCGUCCGUUCCUUUUGAGCGAUGAAAUCUCCGAAUCAGAUUGGGUGUCGAAGCUCGAAUUGGCCACAGCGGCGAAAAUGGUCGACACUGAGCUGCUCGUCCAAAAUAAGGACAGGCUAAAGAUCCUCGUGCUUUACGGAAGUCUUCGGGCGCGAUCAUUCUCCAAGCUUCUUGCGUAUGAGGCAUCACGCAUUCUCUUCCGCCUCGGCUGUGAUGUAAGAGUGUACGAUCCAGCAGGUCUCCCAGUCAAGGAUGAUGAGCAGCACGACCAUCCCAAAGUGCGUGAGCUUCGGGAGCUUAGCAAGUGGAGUGACGGGCAUGUCUGGAUCAGUCCCGAACAACACGGGAACUUAACCGCCGUCUUCAAGAACCAGAUCGACUGGAUCCCACUCUCAACCGGCUCUGUCCGACCCACUCAGGGGAGGACCCUGGCUAUUGCGCAGGUCAAUGGCGGUUCCCAGUCGUUCAAUGCCGUCAACUCUCUGCGUAUUCUGGGCCGUUGGAUGAGAAUGUUUACCAUUCCAAACCAGAGUUCCAUCCCGCAAGCAUGGACGCACUUUACGGAUGCCAAUGAUCCUGUGGAUGGAGGAAACCGACUGAAGCCAAGCUCCAACAGGGAUAGGCUGGUGGAUUGCAUGGAGGAGCUGGUCAAGUACACCAUUGUUAUGCGGCCACACUUUGAUCUCUUUGGGGACCGGUUUAGCGAGAGGGAAGAGGCAAAGGUUAAAAAGUGAACAACGCCCUUUGCGGUUUGAUAUGUCUUGUUGGGAACUACCUAGACUUGAGCCGUCUUUCUGUGCCACAGCAAUCUCUCACCAAAGACUGUAAAUACUGGCCGUUGUUGUUUAAUCGACCCGAUCAGCGUUACCACUGUCUCAUCCCCAGGCCUUCCCCAUCUCGUCUACCUACACUGGGCUCUUCUUAUGUUGGUUUGGCUGGAAUCUCUUCUUCCGAGCGUUAACUUUGUUCCCGCCGCCGGCUUGCUCUGUCUGGUUUUUUACUGACUGGUCCUCGGGUUUGCGCUUCUUGACAGGUCCACCUACCUGUGUUCACAACGAUAGCAGUGCCAGCAACACUGUUGCCGUCCCCAGAAAUUCCAGCACGACUGAAGUUGUCCACAGUUCUAGCUCUAAGGCGAAAAGUUCAUAAGUUCCUGAGCAGUAUC